Siniperca chuatsi (mandarin fish) is the source of this 1892-nucleotide messenger RNA. It is a transcript of the gene riox1, whose product is annotated as ribosomal oxygenase 1. NCBI's taxonomy places the organism in Eukaryota, Metazoa, Chordata, Actinopteri, Centrarchiformes, Sinipercidae. The coding region runs from base 68 to 1699 and encodes 543 amino acids. The record is from RefSeq and is a predicted model, not a curated record. Gene Ontology annotation, cellular component: nucleolus. The transcript is spliced from 15 exons. Gene Ontology annotation, molecular function: histone H3K4 demethylase activity; histone H3K36 demethylase activity.
AUGUACACAAACAGCCCCAGAAGAAGAAGCUCCCGCAGUCGCAAGGUGAUGACGUAUAUAGUGGAAAAUGGAGAGAAAACACAUGUCAGCUUUUGCUUUGUAUCAAACGUUUUCAACAGAAGUGCCUCCUCCAGCAACGAAGCCUUCCCUGAAGGUGGCAGAUAAGAAGAAAAAGAAAAAGGAGAAUGGGGCCAAUAAGGUCAACACAGUUAAAGCUCAAUUAAAGCCUGAAAGGAAGAAAAUGCGAAAGAAGCUCCUAAAGUCUGCACAGAGAGAGGCAAGCCUUAAGGGAGUUACAGAAGAGGAGGAGUGUGUAAAUGGAGACGGUGAGGAUCUAGAUGCUUUGCUGGCCGACCUGGCAAAAGUCAGCAACAGCAGGGAGAGAGCGAGCAAGCUGUUCCAGUGGCUCAUCAACCCUAUUCCUGCCAAGUCCUUCUUCAGGGAAACAUGGGAAAAGAAGCCCAUUCUUGUUCAACGUAAGAAUCCAGAUUACUACAAAGGACUUUUCUCCACAGCAGAGUUUGAUCGCAUAUUAAGACAGGAGGAUGUUCAGUAUGGAGUGAACCUGGAUGUCACGAGCUACACUAAUGGCAUGAGGGAGACGCAUAAUCCUCCAGGGAGAGCUGUGCCGUUCACUGUGUGGAACUUCUAUGAGAGUGGCUGCUCCCUCCGCAUGCUGAAUCCCCAGGCUUUCUCCUCCACAGUGUGGGGCGUGCUGUCUAUCCUCCAAGAGCAGUUUGGCAGCAUGGCAGGAGCCAACAUAUACCUGACACCACCUGGAACACAAGGCUUUGCUCCACAUUAUGACGACAUUGAGGCGUUUGUGGUUCAGCUGGAGGGGAAGAAACAUUGGAGAGUGUACAACCCAAGGACAGAAGAUGAGGUCUUGCCUGUGCUUUCAAGUCCGAACUUCGAUCAGGCAGACAUUGGGAAGCCGAUCCUGGAAGUGGUGCUAGAAGCCGGGGAUCUCCUCUACUUUCCCCGAGGAUUCAUCCACCAGGGCGACUGCCUCCCAGAUGCCCACUCCCUCCACAUCACCAUCUCCUCUCACCAGAAGAACAGCUGGGGGGAUCUACUACAGAAGGUGGUUCCAGCAGCAUUGGAAAUAGCAAUGGAAGAAGAUGUGGAGUUCAGACAGGGCUUACCUCUUGACUACCUGACAUACAUGGGAGUACAGAACUCUGACAAGGAUGACCCACGCAGGACAAAAUUCUUCUCACGAAUUGAGAGUCUGAUGAAGAAGCUAACCAAUUACGCCCCAGUUGAUGCUGCUGUGGAUCAGAAAGCCAGAGACUUCCUCCAUGACUGCCUUCCUCCCAUGCUCACUCCAGAGGAAUUGGCCAGCAGUGUGAAAGGAGCACCUGCUAGGUGGGAGCAUGGGCAAGUUGUGGAUGUAGGUGUACACAUCACUACCCAGACCCGAGUCAGAGUUUUGCGUGCUGGAUGUGCCAGGUUAUGCAGUGAUGGAGAAGCUGUUCAUCUUUACUACACAACAGACAACUCCAGAGUUUACCACAAAGAGGAGCUCAAGAGUUUUGAAAUAAAAGCAGAGUACACAGAUGCCAUUGAGUUUCUGAUCCAUUCAUAUCCCAAAUUUGUGACAGUAGGAAGUUUCCCAUGUGAUUCUGCAGAGGACAGGAUCACUUUGGCUGAGCUGCUUUUUGAGAGGGGGAUUAUCCACACUGCAGAACCUCUGUAGUGGGCACAGAUUCUUCAGUCAUGCUGACUGCAUGAAUAGAUUCAAACUGACUUUGUACAAAAUAAGAUCUUUAAUGCAAAAAACUUUUUGUCCCACAUAGUCUUCGUUACCUUUACUGCAAUGGUCACACUGAACAACCCAUUUAUGAAUUUUCUCUCUGUUCAGCAUCAAAUAAACCAGUUUAAAAGAAAAA